Molecule: messenger RNA, 1198 nt
Organism: Sturnus vulgaris (Common starling)
Lineage: Eukaryota; Metazoa; Chordata; Aves; Passeriformes; Sturnidae
Gene: PRDX6
Product: peroxiredoxin 6
Biological process (GO): cellular oxidant detoxification; cell redox homeostasis
Cellular component (GO): cytosol; mitochondrion
Molecular function (GO): peroxiredoxin activity
Source: RefSeq, a predicted model, not a curated record
GGCCCCGGGAAUUGCACCGGGAAUUGCGCCGGGAAUUGCGCUGGGAGCUGCAGCUAUGCCAGGACUGCUGCUGGGCGACGAGGCACCCAACUUCGAGGCGGACACCACUCAGGGCCGCAUCCGCUUCCAUGACUUCCUGGGAGACUCGUGGGGCAUCCUGUUCUCCCACCCUCGGGAUUUCACCCCUGUGUGCACCACGGAGCUGGGCCGGGCGGCCAAGCUGGCGCCCGAGUUCAGCAAGCGCAACGUCAAGAUGAUCGCGCUCUCCAUCGACAGCGUGCAGGACCACCUCUCCUGGUGCAAGGAUAUCAAUGCCUACAAUGGGGACCAGCCUGCAGAGAAGCUGCCCUUCCCCAUCAUUGCUGACAAGAACCGGGAGCUGGCUGUCAAGCUGGGCAUGCUGGACCCCGACGAGCUGGACAAGGAUGGGAUGCCCCUGACUGCUCGGGUGGUGUUCGUUUUUGGGCCAGAUAAGAAGCUAAAGCUCUCGAUCCUGUACCCAGCCACCACUGGGAGAAACUUUGAUGAGAUCCUGAGAGUGGUGGACUCCCUGCAGCUCACAGCAUACAAGAAGGUCGCUACUCCUGUGGACUGGAAGCCCGGUGACAGCGUCAUGGUCGUGCCCACCUUACCUGACGAGGAAGCCAAGAAGCUCUUCCCCAAAGGAGUCUUCACCAAGGAGCUGCCCUCGGGCAAGAAGUACCUGCGCUACACCCCGCAGCCAGAGUGAGGCGUCUGUGUGUCCGUCAGUCCUGCCGGGAUGCCAGAGCCUUCCCGAGCCCAGCUCCCGCCCGUCUGACACUGCACAAUCCACAGCCUGGCAGUACUAAACCAGCCCUCCUGUCCCUUUCACCCCCACAUCCCCUCAAAACUAAACCCCAGUGGUUUCCUGCCUCCAAGGCUGAGAGGAACAGAGCAGUGGGGACUCCAAGGCUCCUGCUGUGGUGUCUGUCCUGUUUGCUUCUAGCCAUGCUUGUCCCAGAGAAAUGCUGUGGUGAGAAGGGGUGUCCUGCUGGGACAGGGAGCUGCUGUGUGCCUUUCAGAGCAGCCAUCUAACCUUUGGUCCCAGGAGUAAGGGAGGAGCUGCAGAGCCAAAUCUCUCACUUGUUAACUGCUUUCUCAUCUCUUGCUGGAAGGUGAUUUGUUCCCAGGUUUUGUGGAAGAGGGAAUCAAGCAAAUAAACUGACCUUCAGUACUA